This is a messenger RNA of Anguilla rostrata (American eel), 2577 nucleotides long. It is a transcript of the gene prg4b, whose product is annotated as proteoglycan 4b. Bases 252 to 2498 code for a protein of 748 amino acids. The transcript is spliced from 14 exons. The record is from RefSeq and is a predicted model, not a curated record. NCBI's taxonomy places the organism in Eukaryota, Metazoa, Chordata, Actinopteri, Anguilliformes, Anguillidae.
AUUUUGGUGCUCGUCCAACUCUUACUCAAAGCCAGCAGGAUUGAAAAUGUGUAGUCUGGGAUUUCUUCCUGUGUGCACAUAAAUAUGUCUGUGCCUCUCGUGGGUACAUAAUUUGUGGUUUGAACUUACUGGAUUAGCUAAUUAGACAGACCUGCCCUGAAGACAUCCAUCCCCUUCACACCAUAUAAAAGCCCAUAUCAGACAAGGAAAACUAGGUUGGACAGGAGCUCUCUUUCUUUAGGUUAUCAACAAUGGCCACUCCAUUCUUACUUGGCUCCCUUCUGGUGUUGGCAUGUGCUCUUCUCCCUCUCUACUCGGCUCAGGAAAGCUGCAGCAACAGAUGUGGGGAAUCAUACUACAGGGGUCAUAUCUGCCAUUGUGACUAUGACUGUCUCAUUCACAAUGAGUGCUGCAAGGAUUAUGAAUCUAUGUGCACCACAAGUGACUCAUGUAAAGGACGCUGUGGCGAGUCCUUUAAGCGGGGCAGGCCUUGUAGCUGUGAUCCUGACUGCAUACUCUAUAACCAGUGCUGCCCUGAUUAUCAAAUGCACUGUGGUACAGCGCCUCAAACCAGUAAACUCAUCAAUGAAGCCGACCUGACUGUUGCACCCACCCAGAGGUCCCGAGGCAAGAAAGAGGACAUUAACCAAGAUUUAUCUGACAACUAUCUCAUUCCUCUUUCUACCUCUCCUUCACCCACGGUGCCUAGAGAGGAAAUUCAAGGAGACGAGAGCAUAGAACAGACCCCAUAUCCGGUCCCGGUUCCAACAUUUGAAGUUGUCGGCCCCACGACUACCCUGUACCCAGAGAGUGUGAGCGGGCAAGAGCCCUUGCCGAUAAAUGCAACCGAGAACACGUUAUCUCCGGAUGGUGCCUUCACCCCAGUGAACACCGCAGGCGUGCCUACUCUUGGGAGUGAGCAAGAAGCAAUUGAAGAGGAAAUUUCCACACUAUUCCCAGAAGAUCCGCUGCUGAGUCAGAGCUCCACGGGGACUGCUCCUGUUACUAGAACCGACGUCUCCACUUCAGCACCAGCCAGCCAGCUUCCCGUCCAGACAGGCGUACCUAAUAGCAGUUCUCCAGCUCCUGAACAGCAAAGUGACUCUACCAACCAGUCCCCCAUCACAGUUUCAGAGUCAGCAAACCCCAGUGCAACUCCAGCCACAGAGCAUGACACUAUCUCCCCCGAAAGCUCUAAACCAACCACUCGGAUCCCUCAAGAGCCACAGGGCACUUCUACCACCCCUGAAGCAGGCGCGGCUGCUACCCCUGGCACUGCAGUGGCCACCAAGAGUUCAGACCAGCUGGUGGGCACAAACAAUCCCACAUCAAGCCCUACCGACAGCGUCCCCUCCACCUCCCAAGACGAGACCCCUGCAGUCGCCCCCGCUUCCUCCCCAAGCCCGGAGGCAGACGGUGUGAAGGGUGCCGGAGGUUCGUCCAGCACCCCCCCCUCAGGAGCCCCAGACCGGAGUAUGUCUGUCACACCGCCGACUGGCACAGUUGCUCAGACUGACCCGCCGUCGUCUGCCUCAGCCACGGGAGCCGAUACAACACCCGCAGGUGGUAACAUCACAAACUCUCAGACCGGGGGCUCCAAACCUGCAGACGAAGUUCAGAACAUGGAGACACAGCCCACCCCCACAGGUGCUCCCACGACUGCCUCGAUGAGGGCCAGUCCCUUCCCUUUGCAGCCCUCCAAGAGGCCCACCAGACCCAGCACUCUGACAGACAGCACUCAGGCACUGGCCACUGGCAGCCCCAAUGACUACCUCCCAGAGGACAACAACGACACCAAUCUGUGCAGUGGCCGGCCCAUCAGUGGAGUGACGGCACUUCAUAAUGGAACAGUUGUUGUUUUCAGAGGCCACUAUUUCUGGGUGCUGGAUGCCAACAGGUCACCAGGGCCGGCCCGUGGCAUCACAGAGACGUGGGGAAUUCCCUCGCCCAUCGACACGGUGUUCACUCGCUGCCAGUGUGAGGGCAAGACCUACUUCAUCAAGGGCAAGAAUUAUUGGAGAUUCGGAAACGAUGUGAUGGAUCAGGGCUAUCCCAAACCCAUCUCUGCGGGCUUUGACAAGCUGGCAGGAAAGGUCACUGCUGCCCUGUCUGUGCCUGCAACCAGAAAGAGGAGAGAAUCUGUAUAUUUCUUCAAAACAGGAGGCCUGGUGCAAAAAUACACCUACAAACCAAGCUCGGCCUGCAGUAGGAGAGUUCCAAACAGAGUCUAUUUAGUCAAGACUCGAUUCGCCAGACAAGCAGACGACGGGCUUGGGAAGGAGAUCAACAUUAAACUCAAGUGGAGGGGAUUCCCUACUAUUGUGACAUCAGCGGUGUCCAUACCCAGCCCCAGGCAGCCAGAUGGAUACGACUACUACAUCUUCUCAAGGACCAAAUACUACAAAAUCAAGCUGGAUGAAGAGAAACCUACCCUGGCCACUCCACUGACCGUACCCUCCCAGCAGAACUCGGCCAACAGCUGGUUCAACUGCCCAUAGAAUGUUUUCUAAAGAAUGACCAAAGUCCGGUCUCAUCACAUGACAAAUUUUAUUAAUAAAAUGAGACAAUGCUUUGUAA